Molecule: messenger RNA, 4296 nt
Organism: Cavenderia fasciculata
Lineage: Eukaryota; Evosea; Eumycetozoa; Acytosteliales; Cavenderiaceae
Exons: 6
Coding region: 1-4296 (1431 amino acids)
Biological process (GO): transmembrane transport
Cellular component (GO): membrane
Molecular function (GO): ATP hydrolysis activity; ATP binding; ABC-type transporter activity
Source: RefSeq, a predicted model, not a curated record
AUGGGAAAAGAAGAUAAUAAUAGUAACAAAAGGAAUACUGCUGCAGCAGCUGCUGCUGCAUCAAUCAAUAAUAGUGAUAAUCAUAAUUAUGAUCAAGAUGAACCUCACCAAUAUCAACAAAAGGAUAAAGUAGAAGAGGUACAAGUAGAAGAUGAAAAGAAAAAAGAUACCAAUACCUAUGCAACAAUAGGUAAUCCAGAGGAAACGAGUAAUAUAUUUUCGAUUAUGACGAUUGGUUUUAUGACACGGUUGAUGCGAGUUGGUCUAACGAAAACACUGACCUAUGAUGACGUCUAUCCAAUCAAUAAACGUGAUCGAUCUGAUAUACUCUACAAACAAUUCAUCAAACAUUGGGACAAGCAAGUAGAAAAGGAUACUAAAAAGUUUCAACAAAAAGUGGAACAACAAAGAAAAAAAGGAAAAGAUGUCCAACAAGGAGUAGACCUUGGAGACCUCACUGCAAAAAAGGCAUCACUCAUCAGUGUACUAAAUUCAGUCUAUGGAAGGUAUUACCUAAGUUCAUUAAUUUAUAAGUUUCUAGGUGAUGCAAGUCAAAUGGUUUAUCCAUUAAUGAUUUAUUAUUUGACAAAUUUUGUUCAAGAUGAAAGUGAACCAUAUUAUAAUGGAUUAAUAUAUUCGGCUAUUUUACUUGCAUGUUAUGUAGCAAAUUCUUUUUUCAUUUCUUAUUGGGAGUAUCGAUGUAAAAUUGUUGGUUUUCAAGUUAGAUCAGCAAUCAUUACUGCUAUUUAUAAAAAAUCGUUAAAUAUAUCAAAUUCAGUUAGAGAAAGUGAAAACAAAGGUAAAGGGAAUACAAUGAAUUUAGUUUCAGUAGAUGCUGAUAUGUUGAUGGAGCUAUUUGUUUAUUUCCAAUAUAUUAUUGCUUCACCGAUCCAAUUGAUCGUUUCCAUAUUUCUAUUAUUCAAAUUGUUAAAAUGGGCCGCUCUUAUUGGUCUCGGAUCACUCCUUGUAUUUUUACCACUCAACUUUAUUGCAUCAAUGAAAGAAUCUAAAAUCAAUGAAGAAGUUAUGAAACGUAAAGAUAUUCGUAUUACUCAAAUUACUGAAUCAAUUAAUAAUAUUAGAGUAUUAAAAUUCUAUGGAUGGAUUGAUUUAUUUUAUAGAAAAAUCAUGAAAUUACGUGAUGAUGAAGUUCGUGAGAUUAAAAAGUUAAAUGUAGUAAUUGCUAUCAAUUAUUUACUUUGGUUCCUUUUACCAGAUACAUUAACAGUAGCAACAUUUUCAUCAUAUGCAUUAUUGGGUAAUAGUUUAGAUGUUAGUACUAUUAUUACAGCACUAUCUAUUCUAUUUAUUGUUAAAUUCCCAAUUAGUUUACUACCUCAUAUUGUAUCGGGUCUCUCAUUGUCCUAUGUCUCAAUUAAAAGAAUUGAAAAAUUCCUUUUAAAUGAAGAAUUGGUUGAACCAGAUGUCAAUCUUGCCGGUACUGUAACCUAUGGUAGCCUCGACCACCAAAGUGAAUUUGAUUCAAGUAAUUUAGCAAUUUCAUUUUCAAAUGCUUCAUUUAAAUGGUCUUGUAUUAAUAUUGAUGAUGACGAUCAAGAAAAAGAAGAAAAAGAAGAAAAAGAAGAAGAAGAAAAAGAUGGAUCAAAAAAAAAAGAAGAAGAAUUUGUAAUUGAAAAGAAAAAUCCACCAUCAAAAGAAAAAGAACAACAAUCAUCAUCAUCAUCGGAAGAGAUAAUAUUAAAUGAUAUUAAUUUAACAUUUCCAAUUGGAACGUUGAGUGUUAUUAUUGGUAAUAUUGGUAGUGGUAAAUCAAGUAUACUAUCAUCAAUGCUUGGUGAUAUGAAAUUGGUAAAGGGAAGUGUAUCACAUCGUGGAUCAAUUGCCUAUGUUAGUCAGAUAUCUUGGAUUAUGAAUGGAUCGUUACGUGCCAAUGUUACGUUUGGUCAUCCAUUUGACCAAGAUCGAUACGAUGCUGUCAUCAAGGUUUGUUGUCUGCUGCCAGACUUGGAGAUUCUACCAUCAAGAGAUUUGACAGAGAUUGGUGAAAAGGGUAUUAAUCUAAGUGGUGGACAAAAGCAACGUGUUGCAUUGGCAAGAGCUCUUUAUUCCAACGCCGAUAUUUACCUAUUUGACGACCCACUCGCUGCAUUGGAUGCUGGCAUUGCAACCGAUAUCUUUCAAAAUGCUAUUAGAAAACUCGUUCCCUCCAAGACUGUCGUACUCGUCACUCAUCAAAUGCAUCCUUUGGAAUUCUCUGAUCAAAUUAUCGCAAUGUCUCAUGGUCAUGUUGAUUACAUUACAACUUAUGAUCAGUUUGAUAAGAGUCAAAUUAGUGUUUAUGAAUUUGGUCAUAAAGCAAAGGAAAAUCAAGAACAAGAUGAAGAGGAGGAAGAAGAAAAGAAAUCUUCAUCAGAUGAACAAUUAGAUGAAGGGGAUCAAGAUGAAGAAGGAGCACUUGUAGGAGAGGAAGAAAGAAAUGUUGGUCAAGUUAGUUUGGAUAAUUAUAUUCGAUACUUUAAAUCGAUUGGUCCCAUUUACAUUAUCAUGUCAAACUUGUUUAGUUUGAUUCCACCUGCGUCGAGUGUGUUUGGAAACUAUUGGUUGAGUCGGUGGUCAGAGGAAUGGCAGAACCAGAAUCAUCCCUCCCUUCCAUACUAUCUGGGUAUUUACUUUGGUUCGGCUGUCGUCAUGGCAAUCAGUAUCUUUUUAAUGACUUUGAUCAACUCGCUCGGUGGAUUGUACUCGAGUCAACGCUACCACAAAAUUGCACUCGACCGUGUAUUGAAUUCUCCCGUUCAAUUUUACGAUCAGAAUUUGUCUGGUCGUAUUAUUAAUCGAUUCAGCAAGGAUGUGUCGACUCUAGAUACUACCUUGCCCUACUGCUUUGCAGAGUCGAGAGAUGCUUUCCUCAAUAUUCUCGCAGUAUUUGUUAUGAUUGCAUGGGCUGCUCCCUAUGUACUCGUCGUCUUUAUCCCCGUUAUUGCUGGUAUGUGGGUCAUCAAAAACUGGUAUUUAAACAGUGCAAGAGAGAUGCAACGUCUGCUCAGUGUCUCCUUGUCUCCCGUGCUAACACACUUUUCCGAGACCCUCUCUGGACAAGUCAUCAUCCGUGCCUUUAGCGCAAGAGAUAGAUUCGCCAAUGACAUGAUGGACAGAGUCAACACCAACACUCGUAUAGGUCUCUACGAAUCAUUUAUUGGGUUAUGGGCAUUCCUUCGAAUUGAAAUGCUUUGUGCCAUCUUUGUCGUUGCAACGUGUAUCGCCGCUACAUUCCUUCGUAGUCGUCUAUCACCUGCUCUCAUCGGUCUCGCCAUCACCUACACCACUUCAAUGUGUGGUGAACUCAACUGGGCAUUUAGUAUCAUGACUCAAGUUGAAACAUUAAUGAACAGUGUCGAAAGAUUAGAGUUCUAUCGUGGACUCAAAGUUGAAAAGUCAACUGGUCUCUAUCCUCCCAAAAAGAUAAUCAACAAGAAGAAAUCAAACAAAGACAACAAAGACAUUGAACAACAAUCAUUAUUAUUAGAUCAAAAGGAAGAAGAACCAAUUGAAUUGAUUGUACCACCAAAAUCAUGGCCAUCACAAGGAAAGAUUGUUUAUAAAAACUAUUCGAUGAGAUAUCGUGAAGGAUUGGAACCAUCUCUAGUAGACAUUAACCUUGUCAUUGAACCAGCCACCAAAAUUGGUAUUUGUGGAAGAAGUGGUGCUGGAAAGUCAAGUUUCCUCCUUGCUCUGUUCCGUUUGGUCGAAGGAUUCGAGGGAUCCAUUGAAAUUGAUGGUUAUAAUAUUUCAAAGGUACCACUCAACCUAUUACGUCAAAAGAUUACAUCGAUCCCUCAAGAACCAAGUUUGUUCAAGAGUACUCUUAGAUACAAUCUGGAUCCAUUCGAGUCUUGCACCGAUGCAGAAAUCUACGAAGUAUUGGAUCGUGUUCAUGUACGUGACAAGUUGAUGCGUGGUAAAAAGAAAAAGGAUCAAGGAGACCAACCAGGCGCCAAGUGUAUUUUGGAUAUGGAAGUAUCUGAAGACGGUGGUAACUUUAGUGUUGGGCAAAGACAAUUGAUUUGCAUGGCAAGGGCAUUGCUAAGAAAAUCAAGAAUCAUUGUCAUGGAUGAAGCUACUGCCUCUGUUGAUUUGGAAACCGAUGAAAUCAUUCAAAAAACAAUCAGAGAAGAAUUUAAAGAUAGUACAGUCAUCACUAUUGCUCAUCGUCUCAAUACGAUUGCAGAUUAUGACGAGUUAGUUGUUAUGGCUGCCGGUCAAAUCAAACAAAUUGGUAAGCCCUCUGAAAUCAUUCAACUUGUUGAUGUUGAUGAAAAAGAAAAGGUUCAAUAA